GAAGAGGCGGGACCUUCAAUUCGCUGUACCGUCGUUGUUCAUUCAACAUGGCAGCGGGACCAAUAUCAGAAAGAAACCAAGAUGCCACCGUGUAUGUGGGUGGCCUGGAUGAGAAGGUGUCUGAGCCUUUACUGUGGGAGCUUUUCCUUCAGGCGGGUCCCGUGGUCAACACACACAUGCCCAAAGACAGAGUCACGGGUCAACACCAAGGCUAUGGGUUUGUGGAGUUUCUAAGUGAAGAAGAUGCUGACUAUGCUAUAAAAAUCAUGAACAUGAUAAAGCUCUAUGGGAAACCUAUACGAGUUAACAAAGCCUCAGCACACAAUAAAAACCUGGAUGUUGGAGCAAAUAUCUUCAUCGGUAACCUGGAUCCCGAGAUUGAUGAGAAACUGCUCUACGACACAUUCAGUGCUUUCGGUGUGAUCCUUCAGACUCCGAAAAUCAUGCGGGACCCAGACACAGGCAACUCCAAGGGUUACGCUUUCAUCAACUUUGCCAGCUUUGAUGCUUCAGAUGCUGCCAUUGAAGCUAUGAACGGCCAGUAUCUCUGUAACAGACCAAUCACAGUUUCCUACGCCUUCAAGAAAGAUUCAAAGGGGGAACGUCACGGGUCUGCAGCAGAGAGGCUCCUGGCCGCGCAGAACCCUCUGUCCCAGGCAGACCGGCCUCACCAGCUUUUCGCAGAUGCCCCACCACCUCCUUCUGUCCCAACACCUGUCCUGACUACGCUUGGUGCUGGGAUGGGUAUGCCUGGUAUGCCUCCUUCUUUCCCCCCUGUUCCUCCUCCAGGGUCAUUACCUCCAGCGAUGCCCACGAUGGGGAUCCCUCCAAAUGCAGCAGCACAGGCGGGCGGUGCCCCUCCACAUUAUCCUCCUGCUGGCAUGCAUCCAGGGAUGCCUCAGAUGCCAAUGCAUCCUCCGGCCCCUCCUGGUAUGGUACCUCCACCUCCGGCACCCCCUGGAUCAAGUCAGCCCCGAGCUCCACCUCCUCCCAGCAUGCCUCCUCCCCCGAUGGGCGUGCCACCCCGAGCAUAUGGACCCCCCAUGGUGCCGGCGAUGAGAGGACCCCCACCCCCUAUGCCUCCCCAUGGGUACGCCGCUGGUCCACCUCGGCCUCCACCAUUCGGGUUCCAGAGGGGUCCACCUAUGCCGCCUAGACCGCCCACCGGUCCCCCCAUGAGAGCUCCAAUGCCACCAUAAUCCUUCAAAAAAUACAUUCACAUUUUAAUUUUUUUUAAACACACAAACACCUUAAGGCUUCUGUUUUCUAAUCGUGAAUAAUUUAAAUGUUUGUAUUUCUGGUCACUGUACAGAUGAUGGAUGUUUGGAGAAUAAAACUUUUAGUACAAAA
Boleophthalmus pectinirostris (great blue-spotted mudskipper) is the source of this 1350-nucleotide messenger RNA. RefSeq names its product splicing factor 3b, subunit 4 (gene sf3b4). Gene Ontology annotation, molecular function: RNA binding. Lineage: Eukaryota; Metazoa; Chordata; Actinopteri; Gobiiformes; Gobiidae. Gene Ontology annotation, cellular component: U12-type spliceosomal complex; nucleolus. Gene Ontology annotation, biological process: positive regulation of mRNA splicing, via spliceosome. The record is from RefSeq and is a predicted model, not a curated record. Bases 48 to 1199 code for a protein of 383 amino acids. The transcript has 6 exons.